This is a messenger RNA of Dendrobium catenatum, 2042 nucleotides long. RefSeq names its product calnexin homolog 1-like. Gene Ontology annotation, molecular function: calcium ion binding. NCBI's taxonomy places the organism in Eukaryota, Viridiplantae, Streptophyta, Magnoliopsida, Asparagales, Orchidaceae. The transcript has 7 exons. Gene Ontology annotation, biological process: protein folding. The record is from RefSeq and is a predicted model, not a curated record. Gene Ontology annotation, cellular component: endoplasmic reticulum; endoplasmic reticulum membrane. Bases 136 to 1764 code for a protein of 542 amino acids.
AAGAGUUGCCUUUGCGUCUCUGUUUCCACCGGUCUCGUGGGUACUGGAGAGAAGCAAGCUUGUCCGAUCUCCAGAUUUCACCGCAUCUGGGCUUUUACCUUCUCGGAAAGAUCUCCGGGUUAUGAGAUUGGCGUGAUGGGAGGAAGAUGGAUCGCGCCUUAUUUGUUUCUCACGCUUUUUGCGUGCUCUGUAUUUCAUAUACAUGCUUCCGAACCGUUGUUCUACGAAUCCUUUGACGAUUCAUUCGAGGGAAGAUGGAUCGUUUCUGAGAAGGAUGAGUACAAAGGUGUGUGGAAACACUCCAAUAGUGAUGGACAUGAAGAUCAUGGUCUUCUUGUUAGCGAGAACGCAAGGAAAUAUGGCAUAGUUAAAGAACUUGAAAAACCAGUCAACCUCAAGGAUGCAACUGUUGUCCUUCAGUAUGAAGUUCGUUUUCAAAAUGGCCUUGAAUGUGGUGGUGCUUAUCUGAAAUAUCUAAGACCGCAAGGUACUAAUUGGAUUCCCAAGGAUUUUGACAAUGAGUCGCCUUAUUCUAUUAUGUUUGGACCUGAUAAAUGUGGCUCUACUAACAAAGUCCAUUUCAUCCUCAAGCAUAAGAACCCCAAAAGUGGUGAAUAUGUAGAACACCACCUUAAAUACCCACCCUCUGUUCCAUCUGACAAACUUUCUCACGUCUAUACCGCCAUUCUUGAACCUAAUAAUGAUCUGCGGAUUUUAAUUGAUGGAGAGGAGAAGAAGAAGGCGAAUUUUCUUACAGGCGAUCAUUUUGAGCCUGCGAUAAUCCCACCCAAGACGAUUCCUGAUCCUGAGGAUAAAAAGCCGGAGGACUGGGAUGAGAGAGCGAAAAUUUCUGAUCCUGAUGCAGUAAAGCCUGAAGACUGGGAUGAAGAUGCUCCAGUCGAAAUUGAAGAUGGGGAUGCUGUUAAGCCUGAAGGAUGGUUGGAUGACGAACCAGAGGAAAUCGAUGACCCCGAAGCAUCAAAACCAGAAGAUUGGGAUGAUGAAGAGGAUGGAGAGUGGGAGGCACCAAAGAUUGACAAUCCAAAAUGUGCCACUGGACCUGGAUGUGGUGAGUGGAAGAGGCCGAUGAAAAGGAAUCCAGCUUACAAAGGAAAAUGGCAUGUUCCAUUGAUUGAUAAUCCAGAUUAUAAGGGCAUCUGGAAACCUCAAGAAAUACCAAAUCCAGAUUAUUUCGAUCUUGAGAAUCCUGAUUAUGAGCCCAUUGCUGCCAUUGGCAUUGAGAUAUGGACCAUGCAGGAUGGUUUACUGUUUGAUAACAUUUUAAUAGCUAACGAUGAGAUAGUGGCUAAGUCUUAUAGAGAGAAGACUUGGAAACCUAAGUUUGAUCUUGAAAAAGAAAAGCAGAAGGCUGAAGAAGCUGCCUCAAAUCUCCCUGUUAAACUUUCGAGUUACCAGAAAAAGGUGUUUGAUGUUCUCUACAAAAUAGCAGACAUUCCUUUCUUGAAGGCAUACAAGAUAAAAGUCAUUGAGGUCAUUGAGAAAGGUGAAAAACAGCCUAAUGUCACCAUUGGAAUCCUAGCAUCAAUCGUAGUGGUGAUCAUCACCAUCAUCCUCAGGAUUCUGCUUGGAGGAAAGAAACCUAUACCUCGUCAGGAAGAACCUGUAACUGGUUCAACUAGUACUCCGGCUGAGGAGAAAGAAGAUGAGAGGCCUGAGAGGAAGGAAGAAACCGAGAAAGAGGAAGAAAUUGAGAAAGAGGAACCAGGAGCUCUUCGCCCAAGAAGGUCUAGACGGGAGACUUAAUUGUGGGUUGUUUGAGGUAAAGAAUUAUCUCUAUUGUGAUCCAGUCACUAUGUUUCAGUGUUUCUUACCUUUAAAUUUUGAAAUUCUCAGCAUUAGUAGUUAGUUUAAGGUAUUCGAAGGUCAAAUAGCUAGUGAAGGAAUUAUUGUCGUAGGCAACAGGUACUUUUUAUUUAAUAGAUGUUUCUCUUGAAUUAUGCUUUAGUUACUGUAAGAACAUGUUAUUUUGGAUGUUCUAUUGAGUUUUCCAACUGGAAAAGUAGUCUUACAUUUCUUUGUUC